This is a messenger RNA of Dipodomys ordii (Ord's kangaroo rat), 6295 nucleotides long. RefSeq names its product zinc finger protein 654 (gene Znf654). NCBI's taxonomy places the organism in Eukaryota, Metazoa, Chordata, Mammalia, Rodentia, Heteromyidae. The transcript is spliced from 9 exons. Bases 10 to 3357 code for a protein of 1115 amino acids. Gene Ontology annotation, molecular function: DNA-binding transcription factor activity, RNA polymerase II-specific; DNA binding. The record is from RefSeq and is a predicted model, not a curated record. Gene Ontology annotation, biological process: regulation of transcription by RNA polymerase II. Gene Ontology annotation, cellular component: nucleus.
GAGAGCCUCAUGGCGGAGGAAGAGAGCGACCAAGAGGCCGAGCGCCUCGGAGAAGAGCUUGUGGCCAUUGUGGAGUCCCCGCCUGGCCCGGUCGGGCUCCGAGCUGUGGGCGACGGCAGGGGCUGCUCCGGCCGCGGCAGCUGCGGCGGCGGCGUCGGGAUCAGCAGUCGGGAUUACUGCCGACGCUUCUGUCAGGUGGUUGAAGAUUAUGCUGGAAGAUGGCAGGUCCCUUUGCCCCAGCUUCAAGUUCUUCAGACUGCACUUUGUUGUUUCACAUCAGCCAGUGCAUCGUUCCCAGAUGAAUGUGAGCACGUACAAUAUGUCUUGAGUAGUCUUGCUGUGAGUUUCUUUGAGUUGCUGCUGUUCUUUGGAAGAGACGAGUUUUAUGAAGAGCCUUUAAAGGAUAUUCUUGGAUCAUUCCAGGAAUGCCAGAAUCACCUCAGCAGAUAUGGAAAUGUGAAUCUGGAACUAGUGACUCGAAUCAUUAGAGAUGGUGGCCCGUGGGAAGAUCCAGUGUUGCAAGCUGUUCUUAAAGCUCAGCCAGCUUCUCAGGAGAUAGUAAACAAAUAUUUAAGUUCUGAGAAUCCACUGUUCUUUGAACUACGUGCCAGAUACCUAAUUGCUUGUGAACGCAUACCUGAAGCAAUGGCUCUUAUUAAAUCAUGUAUAAAUCACCCAGAAAUGAAUAAAGACUUGUACUUCCAUCAAGCCCUCUUCACAUGUCUGUUUAUGUCACCUGUAGAAGAUCAACUAUUCCGGGAGCAUUUAAUGAAAACUGACUGCAAGAAUGGAAUUGAUAUCAUCUGUAACACUGAGAAAGAAGGCAAGACUAUGUUAGCCUUGCAACUCUGUGAAUCCUUUCUUAUUCCACAGCUCCAGAAUGGGGAUAUGUAUUAUAUAUGGGAGUUGAUUUUCAUAUGGAGUAAACUACAGCUUAAAUCUAAUCCUUCAAAACAAGUUUUUGUAGAUCAAUGCUACCAGCUUUUAAGAACAGCAACUAAUGUGAGAGUCAUAUUUCCAUUCAUGAAAAUCAUUAAAGAUGAGGUUGAAGAAGAAGGCUUGCAAAUUUGUGUUGAAAUAUGUGGGUGUGCCCUACAACUUGACCUUCAUGAUGAUCCUAAAACUAAAUGUCUAAUUUAUAAAACAAUUGCACAUUUUUUGCCAAAUGAUUUAGAGAUCCUCAGGAUUUGUGCACUGUCAAUAUUUUUCCUUGAGCGCUCCUUAGAAGCUUACCAUACUGUUGAAGAACUCUAUAAACGUCCAGAUGAAGAAUAUAAUGAAGGCACAAGUUGUGUGCAAAAUCGUGUUCGUUUUGAAUUACUUCCAAUUUUGAAAAAGGGAUUGUUUUUUGAUCCUGAAUUUUGGAACUUUGUCAUGAUUAAGAAAAACUGUGUGGCAUUACUGAAUGAUAAAUCAGCAGUCAAAUUUCUAAAUGAAAGUACACUGGAAAAUUCUACAGGUAUUCUAAAAAGGACAGUGGAACAUCAAGGUUUAGGUGAAGGGCUUGACUCUCUUAGAGAACAGAACACUGGAGAGAUUGAGCCUGAUGGUAUAUCUGGAGGGCCGCCUAAAGAUCAUAUUAAUAUAAAGAAAAACCUUACAGCUCUUAAUACUUCCAAAGUAGAUCAUAAUGUCCCAAGGCAUCGGUGUAUGUUAUGUAACAAGGAAUUUCUUGGUGGCCACAUAGUAAGGCAUGCCCAGGCUCAUCAGAAAAAAGGCAGUUUUUCAUGUGUAAUAUGUGGUAGGAAAUUUAGAAACAGAGGACUUAUGCAAAAACAUUUAAAGAAUCAUGUUAAGAAAAUACAGAGACAGCAAAUUACUGCAGCUCAUGAUCAGGAAAUUACUGCUUUGGAAGAAAUAAAUGGUUCCAGUUCUUCCAUUACAUUUGAGAAUGGGAAUUUGAAUAAGGAUAUGGAAAUAGAGACUCUGUCUACUUCCAGUGAUGGAAACAAAGCAGUCAUCUCUGAACACGUGGCUGAGUUAACUCAAAUUCCCACAGAUGUACCAAAAGAUGUAACUGAAAAUAUUAUUGAAAAUGGUAGUCCUAAUUCUUUAAAUAACCUCUCAGAAUCUUUACCUCAAUGUGAGAAUGACUAUGAGGAUGAAGAAAAUGAAAUUGAUUAUGAAGAAGACGAUUAUGACCUGAACCCAGAAACUUCAGUACUUCAUAAAAUAAAUGGAACUGUGUGCCAUCCGAAAGAUGUGUAUGCUACAGAUCAAGAAGGAAACUUUAAGUGUCCUGCUCUUGGCUGUGUCAGAAUCUUUAAAAGAAUUGGAUUUCUAAAUACACAUGCAAGGACUACACAUCCAACAGAUUUAAAUGUACGACAAACAGUAAUGAAGUGGAGCAAAGGAAAAUGCAAAUUUUGCCAAAGGCAAUUUGAAGAUUCCCAACAUUUCAUAGAUCACCUUAAUAGACACAGCUAUCCAAAUGUGUACUUUUGUUUGCAUUUUAAUUGCAAUGAGUCCUUUAAGCUGCCAUUCCAGUUGGCCCAACAUACAAAAAGUCACAGGAUAUUUCAAGCUCAGUGUAGUUUUCCAGAAUGCCAUGAGCUUUUUGAAGAUCUUCCUUUGCUCUAUGAACAUGAAGCUCAGCACUAUUUAAGUAAAACACCAGAAUCAUCUGUACAACCAAGUGAAGCAAUUAUUUUGGAUGUUUGUACAGACUCAAAUUCUAUUCAUCAGGAAAAAGACUCAUCUAGUAAAGAUAAACCAACUAAUAGUCUACCAGUUUCUACUAGCAAAUCAAGGAAAUAUUCUACAGAACCAAAGACAUGUAUAGAUAACAUGGAAAAGAAAACAGACAGUUUAGUUCAGAAUGGAAAUGAACAUUCUGAUUACACUGUUUCAAAUACAAGCUUGACAGACCAAAAGAUGCCUGACAUACAGCCAAAUUCUGAAAACAAUGACUUAAUAAAUGGACAUAGUGAAAUAGAGCAAGCAGAUCCUGCUUUGAAAACUGAUACAAGCAGAAUCAGGACAGAAAAUGGUUCUGUUUUACCCAAUGUUGUACCACAAGACCACAAUCCUCUGCCAGUAUCUCAGGCAUCAUCCAAACCAAAUCCUACAAGUGAACAUACUUCGUAUGGCUUAAUUUUAACAAAGCCGUAUGUCAGACCACUGCCUCCCAGUUACCUUGAUGAACGGUACCUUAGUAUGCCAAAACGCAGAAAAUUUCUGAAUGAUAGAGUAGAUGCCUGUUCUGAUUCAGAUAGUCUUUAUAAAAAAUCAGCAAAAAGAUUAAGAUGUGGCAAAUGCCUGACCACCUACUGUAAUGCAGAAGCGCUUGAGGCUCACCUUGCACAAGAGAAAUGUCAGACACUCUUUGGAUUUGAUUCAGAUGAUGAAAGUGCCUGAUAAAAAUGUCUCAACAAGAUCUGUCGAUCAAGUAGUAGUGUUUUUUUUUUUUCUGUUUGCUUUUUGUAAAGAAAGUACUACAAGAAAUUACAUCAUCAGUUUGCUGUUUCCCUGAUGGCCUUAAUUUUAGAGUGAUCUUGGAUUACUAAAGAUAAAGCACAUUUUCUAGAAUGAACUUGAAGAGGAGAUGUGCUGGCUUAGACUCCAAAAGGGUUAUUAUAAAACUUCCAAAGUACCAGUUAUUCAGAAUAACCACAUUUGUUUUUAAGUUUAUGGUGAUUAAUACCAGCAUGUUGUUUUGCUUCUGUGAAAGUCUGUUCUGGCAAAUAGAAAAACCAGCUAUGGCCUUAUGAAAAGUAAAAGUUAACUCAUGAAAUAAGAGGUGAAGUGGAAAGCUGGUUUACAAUAAUAAACAAUGUAAAGUAUUAUGCAAAUGGAACUUGUUUUCUUAUCAUGAACAAUCAGAUUAUCCUCCCUGCUGGUCAAACACGUUUUAAGGAAUCAUUACUGUUUGGUUUGUGGUAUAAUUUAGAAACUGAUACGCAGAAACAAAACUUAACACCAUAUUCUCUAUGUUAAAGAUGGUAACUUGUUUCUAAAUGAUAAAUUAGUGAAUAGCAUGCCAGCAUUGAAAAUUUUAAAGCAGACAAAAACCAGUGCUUUGCUUAAGUUCCUGAGAGAAACUUACAACUUCAGCUUUUUAAUGCAAAUUAAUUAUACUUUGUCAAUUACAAAAUAAUUAUACAGUGUCAAUUAGGAAAGUACUACCAUUAAAUUUGGGGAGAUACAAAAGAAUCUUAGGACCAUUUAAACUCUACUGUUGAAGGCAAACACUGAAUUGCAAAUGAAAAUGGUGAAAGCACACUGGGAUAUUUCUAUUUGUUUGUAGUAUAGGACAUAAUUUGAUAAUUCAUAAUAAGGUCCUUUAGACAUUAGCGUGAGUUAUCUAUUUAUAGUCCUAUGAAAAUAAUUGGCUUCAAAUAUGUCAGAUAAGAAUCAGGUUCAGAAUUCAUUCAUUUUAUUCAGCUAAGAAAGUUAAUUCCAAAGUAAGCCAUACUAAUGUAUUUUUAUUCAUUAGUGAUGGAUUUGGUCUGAAUAGUAAUUUUUAUAUAUAAGGAAGUAUUUACGCCAAAAUUUGCACAGCAGGAACACAUUAAGAUAUAUUAAUGCAUUGUUUUCCUUGGUAACCAGUAAUUUUCCUAAGGAUGAUUUUAACAUAAUAGAUUAAAACAAUGAAUGUUUUAUAAUUUUUUUAAACAUCCUCUUGAUGUUUCUUCCUAUUUGUCCAUGUUAAAAGGAGGAUGUUUACCGGAAUCCUUUUACCUAAUAGUAUGUUGAUCUCAGUCAGGGAUAAAAAGGAGAAAAUUGUAAAGGCAAAUUUCUUAAAAGAGACAUUCUAAUAUAUAAACUUAACCAAAUAUUUCAGUUAUUCCAAUGGAUAAAGUUUUGUUCAAAGCAGAUAAUCUCACUAGACCCUACAAUUAUAAAUUUUAGGAAUAUUAGAGCUUCAUAAAUGAAGUAAUGGAAAGUCAGACAUUUCUUCCAUGGUGGCAUCCACAUUUCAUUAGUUUCUAUGUCAUUGUGUGUCAGACAGCUUAAAGUGUUUUCUCAUUUUUAUUAUCAUGGGCAUUCACUACUAUGCAAUGAGGAUCAUAAAUCCAUUCCAGUCAAAUUAUGUUUGUUUUCUUAUGUAGCCUACAUUAGGCUGUGAAACUUAUGUGUAGUUAACAAAUACAAUUCAUAAUCUAGUUUUUAAAUCUGUUCUUCAAAAUCAGCUAAAAUAAGUUUUCCAUACUUCCUCGUACUAAAAAUGUAAUUAAUGACUUUUCAGUUGACUCUACAAGUAUAUCUUGUAAUAAAAAGUCUGGAAAUUGGUUGAUUUGGACAAUGAAGUUUUUUGAAAUGUAAUUUUUGCUUUGUACACCAUCUAAAACCUUAACAUUUUGUCACAUUUUAACUUGCUAUUUACAUGAAUCUCUGUCCACAAACUUAACUUGUUUUGAAGUUGAGGUUUGUAUCUCUAAUUUUUGUGUGGCUGGGAGAAAAUUUUCAGAAAGACACAUUAAAUUAGUUUACAUAUUGUGAAGAAAUGUCAUAUAAAAUUCCUUUUUGCGUCAUGAUUUUUACUUCUUUAUUAAGUAAUUCUCAAAUACUGGCUACUGAAAGAAUGUGAAUGUUUUCUUAUGCCUAUCUUCUAAAAUAUAAACCUUUGUGGGUGCAAAAACUUCCAGCAGUCCUCAUUUGGGAUAUAGAAGAAAAAGAUGCUCUUCAGAUUUUUUUGUUUUUCUUUCUUUCUGUUGUGAGGAUAUGUUUAUCCCUUACAUGGACCAAGUUUCAAAUCUUUGUUUUAAAAUAAAAAUUUCAUUAAAAAAUUAAUAUUCUGCUAUGUAUCAGUGAAGUCAAGCAAACAGCAAAUCUGACCUUUUGCUGCUUAAAUAUUGUAGACAAUGUUGAAAAGGGGAUCUCCAUGGACAAAGACACUGGUACUUUGGGCUUUAGCCAUAUUCAUUUUUUUAAAAAAUUAUACAAUGCAUAUAUAAUUUAUAUAAUUGAACUUGUGAUUCCUUUCAAAUAACACUGAAGGUUUGGCCAUACUCCUUUCAUGUUUGGAUUAAUACUGUUGUAUGAAUGAAAACUUAAAAGGGAUGAUAGUGUUUUUUUUUCUUUAAUUUAUUUUAUACUGUAAAACAUCUUUUCAGAAUGAGUAAAUGCUGCAUAUGCAUUUUGGAAUUGUUAAUAUGUGAAAGAUAUUACAGAUUCAGCAAGAAAGGAAAUUUGUGCUUCCUUGUUGAACAUUAAAUUAUUUACUUCGCAUUUUAUAAAAGUACAAAUUAAAACUGAGCCAUUGAACUGCAAUAAAUCAACAAUAGCGUCUCAUUUCAAGAAAAUUUUGUACUGUACAUAGAUUUGUUCAAUAAAACAUUGUCCUUGUUGAUAA